AUGUCACAUAAUGAAAAUGUAGUUAGUUUCGACAAUUUCACACCAGAACCUGUUAAUACAGAUUGGACUUAUGCAUUUAGCCGCUAUAGGAGCAAUUAUCUUAACUUAAUACCGCUGCACUUACAACGAGUUCGAGAUGAUAUAUACGAUAAUAAUUACGAAGAUUUAAGUUUAUUUUUAAACAUUGGUGAUUUGUAUGAUGAUUCUGAAAAUUGCAAUAAUUGCCGUGUCCGUGCUUCUUGCUUCUUAAAGUGCAUAAAUUAUUUCAAAAAGACAUCAUUUUGCUUUUUGUGCAACAUAUGUCACAAAUCGUUUUGUCAAUACUGUAUAUUAGAUAUUGAAUUUUACAAUGAUGUGAACCCUGGGUUUAAGUCUAAGGCCUGUUCCAAUUGUUACAUUUUUGUAAAGGAAAUAUUGGAAAACAAAUAUCCAUCUACGAUGGUUGAUUCUGCAUCUAUGAAUUUGGUGGAUUUACAAAAAAGAACCAGCAAAACCAUUGCAACAUUAGACACGAACACCAACAAUUUGACCAAGAUGUAUAAAAUUUACAAUAAAACUAAAGAUUCUGAAUUGGCUAAACAAAUUAGUUCACUGAGAGAUGCUGUUUUAAGUGAUAUAAAAGAGUUAAAUCGCCAUCGUUUAUACGCAAUGUCGAUGGUUUCAAUUGAUAAUGCAUCAUUCUUUAACAACAUGAAGAAAUCAUAUCUAAAUUACAUAAAAUUGGUCACUCAAAAAUAUGUUAAAAAUGCUCAUGGCAUUCUUGUAGGAUUGAGGGCUCUUGAAGUGUAA
Messenger RNA from Babesia microti strain RI, 789 nucleotides. Its product is annotated as zinc finger protein, putative. The record is from RefSeq and is a predicted model, not a curated record. Bases 1 to 789 code for a protein of 262 amino acids. The transcript is spliced from 4 exons. Lineage: Eukaryota; Apicomplexa; Aconoidasida; Piroplasmida; Babesiidae.